Malassezia pachydermatis is the source of this 540-nucleotide messenger RNA. Its product is annotated as cyclophilin family peptidyl-prolyl cis-trans isomerase cyp2. The coding region runs from base 1 to 540 and encodes 179 amino acids. Lineage: Eukaryota; Fungi; Basidiomycota; Malasseziomycetes; Malasseziales; Malasseziaceae. Gene Ontology annotation, biological process: protein folding; protein peptidyl-prolyl isomerization. Gene Ontology annotation, molecular function: peptidyl-prolyl cis-trans isomerase activity. The record is from RefSeq and is a predicted model, not a curated record. The transcript has a single exon.
AUGGCUUUUACCCCUUCGAUCGUUCGUCAAUUUGCAGCUACUACUCGCACCAUGUCUAACGUUUUCUUCGACAUUACCAAGAACGGCUCGCCUCUCGGCACCAUCAAGUUCAAGCUCUUUGACGACGUCGUGCCGAAGACCACCGCCAACUUCCGUGCUCUCUGCACUGGCGAGAAGGGCUUCGGCUACGCCGGCUCGCACUUCCACCGUGUGAUCCCGAACUUCAUGCUCCAGGGUGGUGACUUCACUGCCGGCAACGGUACUGGUGGCAAGUCGAUCUACGGUGCCAAGUUCGCCGACGAGAACUUCCAGCUGAAGCACUCGAAGCCGGGUCUGCUUUCGAUGGCCAACGCUGGCCCGAACACCAACGGUUCGCAGUUCUUCAUUACCACUGUGGUCACCCCGUGGCUCGAUGGCAAGCACGUCGUCUUCGGUGAGGUCAUCGAGGGUAUGGACGUUGUCAAGGCCAUCGAGGCCGAGGGCAGCAACAGCGGCAAGACCAGCAGCCGCAUUGAGAUCGCCAAGUGCGGUGCCUGCUAA